AAGUACCCAACAGCCUAUAAAAUCAGCCCCACGGGGAGAAUGAGAAACCAGCUAAAACCAGUAGCCUAAAAUCCAGUUUAAGAUGGAUUACGUUUUUCUUUCUUUCUUUUUCCCAUCACGGGAAUUUAAUUCCACAUCCGGCAUAGACUUUGCCUUCAGGUAAUUUUCUACAACGUAAAAAACAAACAAACAGAUAAGUGCAGAAAUGGCGUUCUUCAAAUCUCCCUCCUUAUUCUUAAACCCCAGGAAGAUGGUUUCGAUAGGCAAUUAAAACUUUGAGGGAGAAAAUAUAGGCCGCUGCUGUCAUCCCCUACCUAACCCGAUUCAACAAACCUGCUGCUCACCUUAGGACCGCUUCAGUUAUUGUUUGCUAAGUGUCAUUAUUGAAUCAGUGCCACCAGCAGGGGUCAGAGGGUGCACAAUUGAUUUAGCCCUUCCGUCGUGCACGUGCUUUUUACACUCUAGCCAACGUAAUUAGCAUUUCUAAUAUGCCUAUGCUACAUCAGUGCCAGUUUGAUGAAUUAUCGUCCAGCGUUGGCUUGCUCUGCCUGCUAGCGACAAACCUGCAAACGCGUUAUAACGAAAUGUCCCCUCCCCUCUUUCUGCGGUCCGCGCUGCUGAAAAACCGCCGAGUUUCGCGCCCUGUCUCGGUUUUCUGCUCAAUCCCAUUCGCCGAGAAAAAAAAGAGAAACGGUUCAUUUCCAUAUUACCUUUUCCAACAUACUCCGCCCGUCUCCUCUCCUCCAUCCGCAUGGCGAGGCUGAUGCUGAUGCGAGCGUAUAGUUAGCAUCUUCUCAUUCACUCCCUCUGGCUCCACACGUCCAUGUGCGGCUCUCAUCAUUCUCCUAACACGCUUCCCUUUCUCUUUCAACUCCAUUGUAUAAUAUAUUCUCUCUUUUUUAAUACAAAGCCUAUUUUUUCAGCUCUCCCUCUCCACCCUCUAAAAUUCCAUUGAUGAACGCUUUUAUUUUAUUUCAUUUAGUGUCGGGGGUUAUGUGAAUGGGCUGCAGCUGGUGUUACCAAACGUCUCGCUGAUCUUUCGUCAGUCACCUUUUUCGCUCGAAUUCGGUUUUAAGUCACGUCCCGCCUCGAACGCGAGACGCUCUCGUGUCUCGCCGCGAGAUACGGUUUCUCGAAUCGGCCUCGCCUCGAGUCUACAACUUGAUUGGAUUGAGCGCGUUUGUGUUAGUUGUUUUCAUUGUCUGAACUGUCAAAUCAAGAACGGCACCGCUGUACGGCUCGCGCGCACCGCCGCUGCUCCGUGGAGACUUGAGCCGCGCGCGCACCGAACGCGUUCACUGUGAAUUAAACCGAACUACAGAAGAGCAAGUCCACAGCGAGUACGCCGGAAUCCACAAGCCGUCUUUGCGCAAAGUUGCUUGUCAGAUUUCCCUCAGCCUAUACAGGAGCCGCUCAACAAAAUGAACCUCUGUUAACGCACGUCUGUCUGUCAGAGCAGAGGCAUAUUGAUCGUCAUCUCUGCGACUGGUGGACACAGUUACCGCUACACUGCCACCAUGCUUCACUUGCGCCUUCCGUCGACCCCUUUCUCCUUAACUCCUUGCCUUUCCUCUCUCCUCCUCCUGAUCUUCCUCUUGGGCCUCGCCCAUCUCUCUCAGGCCGGUGGUGACGCAUCCCACAGCAGCCCAGGGAACUGUUCAGGGGAGGACAGCUGCUCUGAGGGUGUCGUCCUGCCAGUAUGGAACCCCCAGAACCCCUCUGUUGGCGACAAGGUGGCCCGUGCCAUCGUCUACUUUGUGGCCCUCAUCUACAUGUUCUUAGGCAUGUCCAUCAUCGCAGACCGGUUCAUGUCAUCCAUCGAGGUGAUAACGUCUCAAGAGAAGGAGAUAACAAUCAAGAAACCCAAUGGAGAGACCACCACUGCCACCGUACGCAUCUGGAACGAGACAGUCUCCAACUUGACCCUCAUGGCUUUGGGAUCAUCGGCUCCUGAGAUCCUGUUAUCCGUGAUUGAGGUCUGUGGGCACAAGUUUGAGGCUGGUCACCUGGGCCCAAGCACAAUUGUGGGUAGCGCUGCCUUUAACAUGUUCAUCAUCAUUGCCAUCUGUGUUUACGUGGUCCCAGAUGGUGAGGUACGCAAAAUCAAGCAUUUGAGGGUCUUCUUUGUGACAGCAGCCUGGAGCAUAUUCGCCUACAUUUGGCUCUACUUGAUCCUCUCUGUUUUCUCUCCUGGGGUGGUGGAAGUUUGGGAGGCUGUGCUUACUUUCCUCUUCUUUCCACUCUGUGUGGUUCAGGCCUGGAUCGCUGACCGUCGUUUGCUCUUUUACAAAUACGUCCACAAGCGCUACCGUGCUGACAAGAACCGUGGCAUCAUCAUUGAGACGGAGGGUGACGGCAUGUUCACCAAGAUGGACAUGGAGAUGGACGGCCAAGGUGCCAAUUCCCACCACAAGGAGGCGCUUGAUGGGAUGCUGGCUGGGGUGGAGGAAGGAGGUGGUGGAGGAGGUGGAGGGGAAGAAGAGGAGGCCAGGAGGGAGAUGGCUCGGACGCUGAAGGAACUCAAGCAAAGACACCCAGAAAAGGACAUGGAGCAGCUGAUCGAGAUGGCAAACUAUCAAGUGCUGGUGCAACAACAGAAGAGUCGAGCUUUCUAUCGCAUCCAGGCCACUCGCAUGAUGAUUGGAGCGGGGAACAUCCUCAAGAAGCAUGCUGCAGACCAAGCCAGGAAAGUGGUGAGCUGCCAUGAGGCUAAUGCCCAGGAAGAAGACCCUCACACCAUCUACCUUGAGUUUGAGCCCUCUCAUUAUCAAUGCUUUGAGAACUGCGGCUCUUUAAAACUCUCUGUGACCCGACAUGGUGGAGACAGCGGCUGCACUGUCAAGGUUGACUAUCGCACAGAGGAUGGCACCGCUAACGCAGGAUCAGACUAUGAAUUCGCCGAGGGCACUCUGGUCUUUAAACCAGGUGAGACAGUGAAGGAGCUGACAGUCGGCGUGAUUGACGAUGACAUAUUCGAAGAAGAUGAGCAUUUCUAUGUACAUCUCAGCAACCCUCGUGUAGUCCACCGUGCCGAGGUCUCCGUCCUCGACCCCAAUGCAGUGUCUCCAGGCAACAGCAUUAUAGGGUCCAGCCACGUUCCUCCCAAAGCUGCCCUGGGUAACGCACAUACCGCAACGGUGACCAUUUACGAUGACGACCAUGCGGGGAUCUUCACGUUCGAGAGCAAUUCUACACGGGUGAGCGAAAGCGUGGGCAUCAUGCAGGUGAAGGUCCACAGAACAUCUGGAGCGAGGGGGAAGGUGGCAGUACCGUACCACACUACUGAAGGAACCGCCAAAGCUGGAGAAGACUAUGAUGAGGUGGCCGGCAAACUGGAGUUCCUCAAUGAUGAGACCAUUAAAACCAUACAGGUCAAAAUCAUUGAUGAUGAGGAGUACGAAAAAAACAAAAACUUCUAUCUGGAGCUAGCAGAACCACGCAUGGUGGACAUGAGCCUUCAGAAAGCUCUGUUAUUAGCUGAUGAUAUUCCAGACAGGAAGUUGUCAUCAGAAGAGGAGGAAGCCAGAAGAAUAGCAGAGAUGGGAAAGCCUGUGUUGGGAGAGCAUGCAAAAAUAGAGAUUAUCAUUGAGGAGUCAUAUGAGUUUAAGAGUACAGUAGAUAAGCUGAUUAAGAAGACUAACUUGGCUCUGGUCGUGGGCACAAAUUCCUGGAGAGAACAAUUCAUGGAGGCCAUAACUGUCAGUGCAGGAGAUGAGGACGAGGAUGAGGGGGGAGAGGAACGUCUGCCAUCUUGUUUCGACUAUGUCAUGCACUUCCUGACUGUGUUCUGGAAGGUUCUGUUCGCGUGCGUCCCACCCACGGAAUAUUGGAACGGGUGGGCGUGUUUCAUUGUUUCCAUAGUGAUCAUCGGCCUUUUGACUGCUGUGAUCGGUGAUCUGGCCAGUCACUUCGGCUGCACCAUUGGCCUAAAGGACUCUGUCACUGCUGUGGUGUUUGUUGCCCUGGGAACAUCCAUCCCUGACACAUUCGCCAGUAAAGUCGCCGCUACUCAGGAUCAGUACGCAGACGCCUCGGUGGGAAACGUCACGGGCAGCAACGCCGUCAACGUGUUUCUGGGCAUCGGCGUGGCCUGGUCCGUGGCAGCCGUGUACUGGGGCGUCCAGGACAAGAACUUUCAUGUGGAGCCCGGCUCGCUGGCCUUCUCCGUCACCCUCUUCACUAUCUUUGCCUUCAUCUGCAUGGCUGUGCUGCUGUUCCGGCGCCGGCCGUCUAUCGGCGGAGAGCUAGGCGGCCCUCGGGUCUCUCGUCUGCUCACUACGCUCCUCUUUCUUGGUCUGUGGUUCCUCUACAUCCUCUUCUCCAGCCUUGAGGCCUACUGCCAUAUCGAGGGCUUCUGAACACGCUUAUAUCAACAAAACAAAUCUAAAGAGGUUUCGAUCAACUACACACAUCAACACAAGUUUGCACACACACAC
This is a messenger RNA of Puntigrus tetrazona (Sumatra barb), 4436 nucleotides long. RefSeq names its product sodium/calcium exchanger 3-like. Gene Ontology annotation, biological process: cell communication; calcium ion import across plasma membrane; sodium ion transmembrane transport. Bases 1518 to 4358 code for a protein of 946 amino acids. The transcript is spliced from 10 exons. NCBI's taxonomy places the organism in Eukaryota, Metazoa, Chordata, Actinopteri, Cypriniformes, Cyprinidae. The record is from RefSeq and is a predicted model, not a curated record. Gene Ontology annotation, cellular component: postsynapse; sarcolemma; axon. Gene Ontology annotation, molecular function: calcium:sodium antiporter activity.